Leptidea sinapis is the source of this 5092-nucleotide messenger RNA. Its product is annotated as WASH complex subunit 1-like. Gene Ontology annotation, cellular component: early endosome; WASH complex; recycling endosome. Gene Ontology annotation, molecular function: actin binding; gamma-tubulin binding; alpha-tubulin binding. Gene Ontology annotation, biological process: exocytosis; retrograde transport, endosome to Golgi; endocytic recycling. The record is from RefSeq and is a predicted model, not a curated record. NCBI's taxonomy places the organism in Eukaryota, Metazoa, Arthropoda, Insecta, Lepidoptera, Pieridae. Bases 179 to 1507 code for a protein of 442 amino acids. The transcript is spliced from 6 exons.
GUGACUGACUUUGUAAAUAGAAUAAAAAAAACAAGCUUUCCAUAGUGCUAUAAAAUAUUGGACAAUUAACACAGAGACUUUGUGUUGUAUAGUGAUAAUUCUUGUGCCUUAUUAAUUUAUUUUAGGUCAAUAAAUAAAACAAUUAUAGGAAUUGUUUACACAUACUCAUUUUAUCAUAAUGGAGGGUAUUUAUAAAAUUACUUUAAUACCUAAUGAUCUGAGUGUAGAGGAGACAAUACUGCAGAUUGCUGACACUUUAGACAAUCUUAAUGGAAUAAUCGACGAUGUAUUCACUCGUAUCAACAGUAGGAUUAACCAAAACAUAAACAAAACGCAAAACUUGAAAGACAGGAUUGAUAUUGCAAGAAUGAAAGUUGAAGACAUAACUGGAGUGCAAAAAGCUAUAAAAGUUUUCUCUAGUGCUAAGUAUCCUGCAUCUAUAGUACAUGAUAAUUAUAAAUCCAUCUUUGAUUGUAAAUCAUAUAAAUUAGAGCCUAAAAAGGUAUCUUUCAGAGGGAAAUCUCAGAGACAAUACAAUGAUAAGGGAAUUCAGGAAAAGUUACACUUCUUUCAUGUUAAAGUUGCUGAAGUGAAAGCGACAACAUGCAAACCAGAUUAUGAUUUAAAAGAGGUUAUUGGUAAUGUUUCAACCGUUGGUGACCUGUUGCUCUUCAAUACUGAAGAAAGCCCUUACAUUGGGUUGCCAAACAAAAGACCAACUUAUACACCCAGAGUUACUAACGUCGCAAAGACAGUGCUUGACGACCCACCACCUUCUAUACUGAGACAAAAUGUGUUAAAACGAGAAAUUGACGAAUAUAUGUACGCGCCAGGCAUGGGAAUGGUACCAGAACUGGAUAUGCCUCUUGACCUGCCACACCUACCCGGAAUCGCUGGCGACGUUCAGUUCUCCUUCUUCGACGACGGCUCCAUAGCUCCUUCCGCCGUCACCUCCCCAGUGGCGGCAAAAGCAUUGCCUGAAGCCGAUCUACCCGAUAUUUCCGAGUUGCCCGACAUAAAGCCAGACAAAGAUAUCUUGGAGACAAGAGAGGUGAUUGUUCCUGAUGUGGCCGAUGUUGCUCCAGUGCCACAAGUUCCGGAAGUGCCGAAGUUGAUGUCCAUGCAAGUGCCGCCACCACCGCCGCCGCCGCCUCCUCCUCCCCCGAUGGACAUCACAGCAGAUGAUACCUGGAAGGAACCACCUUCGGUCCCGCCGUCAUCAUCAGGUGACGCUCACGCUAGCCUCAUGGCCGCCAUACGGCAAGCGGGUGGCGCGGGAAGAGCCAGGUUGAGGUCUGCGGCAGAAGUAACUCCAGCUACAGCCACCAAGACGAUCGGGGGUGACUUAAUGGCGGAUCUCCACGCGAAGCUGUCCAUGCGUCGCCGGGGAAUCUCCGGUGCUGAAAAGUCAGGAGGCACCCUUCUCCACGCCCUAGCCAGCGCAAUACCUGAACCGACCGAGCAGUCAUCACCGCAGCAGUCUUCUAGCGGCGAGGAUUGGGAAUGAACAGUAUUAUUCUAAAAUUAACGUGCAGUAAAAUUGCGUUAAAUUGAAACAUGCAUUUUCGGUGGUAUACUUCCUAUCAACAGAAGGAAAGUACGCAAAAGUCAUCAAUACGUACUUAAAAGGUGAAUGACAAAAAAUUAUACCUGCAUUGUGUGACCUUAAUCUUACUUUAUUCAUUUGUCACCAAUUUUGUAAAAUAUCGCCAAAAUUUGAAAAACAUCCGGACGUGGACUUAUCGCUGUUAAUAAUUCUGUGGGCGGCUCCAUUGCACAGGAUGCCGACUAGAUUAUGGGUACCACAUCGGUGCCUAUUUCUGCCGUGAACCAGUAAUGUGGCGCCGUAGCUAGUGAAAUUAUUUCGCAAAUGAGACUUAACAUCUUAAGGUGACGAGCGAAUUGUAGUGCCGCUCAGAAUUUUCGGGUUUUUUUUUAAUAAUCCUGACCGGCACUGCAUUCUAAUGGGCAUGGCAUAUCAAUUACCAUCAGCUGAACGUCCUGCUCGUCUCGUAAGUCCUGAAAAAUCGAUUAUUGACGGUAAUAUAACAUAUUUAUUAUAAAAACCGUUUAAAGAGAUUUGAUGUUAAUCCUUGAAAUUAUUAAUGUUCUGCGUACCAGCUGCGAGCUGUAGGAUUGCCGCCCAAAAGGGCGAUUCAUGUUGAGAACAAGUUUAAAUACAUUUACUACACGCGAUUUAAUCAUUUUAGAAAGUAGAGAUACCAAGUUGAAACAAUCCGUUAAUUACAUUGAAGAGUAAUUAAUGAUUUUUAUCAAAUAACUUUCCAAAAUUAUUUUUAAACGUUAAUUAAAUUUGAAUUGAAAUAAACAGAAAUCAGGUGUUUUAUCGGUUGGGGUAUUCAUAUAUCAAGUGGUAAGCGCCCACGCGUCAUUCGGAUAGCCCAUAAAAAUAAUCAAAACUGGCCCAACGCAGUAUAAUCCGACAUUCAAGUGAAUAUAUUAAUGUGUUAUACCCAGAAGUGGAUGGUGUAACGGAUCGCUCGAGCGACCAGUCGGGGCGGUUUUGGUGUUAAUGGUCCGGGCUUCUGGCUAGCAGACUGCAGUUCGAUUCUCCGGACGAUACGAUCCUAUUAAAUUAUUAUAAUCUUCCAACGGCCGCUUUCUAUAUUCAAUCUAAAUUGGCGAUAUUAAUCCAUCUAUGCCGGGACAAAUUGGAACUUGUAUGAUUUAAAAGCAUUUUUUUUAGAUAAUAUUUAUUUGUUAAUUAAGAUUUAAAUACUAUUUAGAUUCAGGAUCGAUUGUCUCAAAACAUGAAUUCAAAAUUUUAUCGAAAUCGGCCCAGACUUGAGUGAACAUGACAAUAAAAUAUAUUUCCGAUCUUGUUAUUUCGACUAUUUUUUACAACGAACUCUAAUAUCAACACUUAACGAAACACUCAAAGUGCACGUUUGGUUCUAAAUUAGUAAAACUGUCCGCGAGUUAAAUUAAAAUUAAAUUUUAAUAAUUUUUAAUGUUCUUAAUAACACCGUAACGGCGCCUAUUUCUGCCGUGAAGCAGGAAUGUGUAAGCAUUACUGUUUUUCGGUCUGAAGGGCGCCGUAGCUAGUUAAAUUACUGGGCAAACGAGACGUAACAUCUUAUUAUCAUUAUGUCUCAAGGUGACGAGCGCAGUAAUUGUAGUGCCGUUUAGAAUUUUGCAUUGUAAUGGGAAGGACGUAUCAAUUAACAUCAGCUGAACGUCCUGCUCGUCUCGUUCCUUAUUUACAUAAAAAAACGUUACCAGCGCUAUCGGUCAUGGAGAGUUGUAAGGUUCCGGGAGGUUAUUAAGAUAAUCGAUUUCUCACUAGCUAGCAAAGCCCAUCGUGUUUGGCAGCGGGACUCGGCUCGCUUUCGUUUCGUGGAAGGCGCCGCGAUGUAAACAACGUACUAUCAACAGGUUCGGGUGAUUAGCAUUUCCAGAAUCGAGCGGAGGGAAAAAACGCCGAGUUAAUCUCGUAGUGAUAACGAGUAAAUUGACGGCGUCUUACUGUUUCUAUAAUAUGUGUCGUGGGAUUAUUACGAUGUUAGUAAUAAUAUAAUAAUAAUAAAUUAUUUAUUUCGAAAAACAAAUGAUCAUAAUGUGUUAGUAACAAAGUAACUUAAAACCUAGUCUUAGUGAAAGAUAUCUUAAAAUCUAAACCUUCCUAACUUAGGACAGGACCGACUUGUCAGCGACGACUUGUCGACAUGUAUCACACUGCAGUGGUUCAGGUACUGACAAUCGAACCUGUGAGAAAAUGCCCUCAGAAUACCAUUGGGGCUAGCCCUGACCAUAGUCGAGUAAAAACAAUCUACUAAUCUAAAGUAAUUAUAGAAAGCAGCUUGUACUCAACUUACUUUAUCAAAUCAAAUCAAAAUCACUUUAUUCAUGUAGGUCACGGAAAUGACACUUAUGAAUGUCAAAAAAAAUAUUUUAUCUUAUUGAAUCUACCGCUACUUCAUAAAGGGUUGAGCUAGUGAGAAGAAGUAGCAAGAAACUCAUUGCCACGCUUUUAAAUCUACGUAAACGUAAUCAUAAAAAAACUUAAAACUUAAGCAAAUAAUUGAAAUUUUCAAACAAACAAUAUAGCUUUUAAAACAAAAUUUUAAUCACCUUACGUAGGCGCUACUCACCUGCUAGGUCUGACUAUGCCGCGGCGUGGGACAAGUAGGUGUCAGUGCCUACGUUAGCGCGGCUACUAGAUUACUUACAUGUUGUACCCAAGUAAUAUUUGGAAAAUUGAUUUAUUUAGGUGCAUUAUGUAGUUUUUAUGAUUACGGCUAUGUAGUUUUACUCGUGCGUUCAGUUAAUGUCGCCAUUGUUGCUCCACUCUGUAUAGCCGAUAUACUUAUCCGUAAAUCGUUGAAAUUAAUAAUAUAUAACAUUUAAGUUUAUAUAAUAAAUUAUACUUCUAGACUCUAGAUAGUCUCUAGCUGUCAGGCAACGCAUGAAAACAGGCCGGUUAACAGCUCGCUGCUAUUAUAUUUUAUCUCUAUUCGCCAAAAGAAGUACUAAUAACUUCAAAACUUAAAAGUAUUAUGUGAACUGUGGUUGCUUCACACUACACACAAAUAAAAUUCUCAUGUUUGAUGCUCAGGUAAUAAAUUAGUUUUACAAAAUAAAACAAUCAUUAAACUUACCGUCGCCCACUAAAACAGAUUUCACUUUAAACACAUGAGGUAGGUAUUAUCUCUAAGAUAUCAACAUCUUUCAAAGGAACAAAUAUGAAAGGAAAUUUAAAGAUUACAUAAUUUUUUUUUCAUAUCGAAAGAGUGAGUUAAAAUAAGGUGCUAAUGGUGUUGUUAUUUCAUAUAUUAAAUGAGGAGAAUUUAAAUAUUGGACUGUAAUAAAAUUUUAAUUGAGAGCUUCGUAGAUAUAUAUUAUUGGUGCGUAAAUAUUAAUCGAAUUGUUUUUAUAUAAAUACUAGCUGACCCAGCAAACGUUGUAUUGCCGAUAUUAACAUCGCGAUACAAAAGUAACUGUUGAUCGUAGAUGGGUGAAAAGUUGAAGUUGUAUGUAUUUUUAAUGCUGACUCAUAAUCAAACAAAUUUUAAAAAAAAAAUGUCAAAAAAAAUUUCGUGUGGACAACCCUUAACAUUUAGGGGGAUGAAAA